AAAGGGUGCGUAAAGAUAUUGAUAUUCUUAACGUAACACUUAGUUUCUAAUAACCUUUAUGAAAAGAGCUACCUACUUCCAAGAAAAAAAUAUAUUUUCUAAAAAUCGAAAUGGCCUGCAAAAAGAAGACCAAGCUGUGGGAAUCAAUGACCAAGGAUGAAUUGAAGACCACCACACAGGCAAUGCUCGAGGAGGGCGCCAAGGGGUUAAGGACGAUUUCUACGCAGGAGAAAAAGCUGGUCAACUUUCAGUCGUUCAACAUGGAUGAUCCCCGCUAUGGAACAGUCGAUAUCGAGGACAAUUUGGAACCCCCAAUGUUGUCGAGCUACACACGACAAUAUUCUCAACCAUAUCCAAAUCGCUGUAAGCCACUCACUCCGAAAACCGAAACACCCGAUCCGGUAUUCAAUCGCAAGCCCAAAAACGAUUUUGAGUUCACCACUGGCCUGGAUUUUAAGUUUCUUGAUGAUCACAUGCACAAUCUGUCUGAAACUCGCAAAAAAGUCAACUUCUUUAGGCAAUUGAGAAAUCAAUCAUUCCUUCUGUAUUAACAUGCUAUAUUUCCAGUUACAAUGUCGAAAUAAAAAGUCUUGAUUAAUGUGA
Messenger RNA from Drosophila rhopaloa, 603 nucleotides. RefSeq lists its product as uncharacterized. The transcript is spliced from 4 exons. The record is from RefSeq and is a predicted model, not a curated record. Lineage: Eukaryota; Metazoa; Arthropoda; Insecta; Diptera; Drosophilidae. Bases 111 to 551 code for a protein of 146 amino acids.